This is a messenger RNA of Aspergillus terreus NIH2624, 528 nucleotides long. Its product is annotated as hydrophobin family protein. The transcript has 2 exons. NCBI's taxonomy places the organism in Eukaryota, Fungi, Ascomycota, Eurotiomycetes, Eurotiales, Aspergillaceae. Gene Ontology annotation, molecular function: structural constituent of cell wall. The record is from RefSeq and is a predicted model, not a curated record. Bases 1 to 528 code for a protein of 175 amino acids. Gene Ontology annotation, cellular component: fungal-type cell wall.
AUGAAGUUCACUGCGACCAUCCUCGCCCUCGCCGCCACGGCUGUUGCCCUUCCCCAGAUCGGCCACGGUGGUGACCACGUCCAAAAGGGCGCCCAGGGUGACGGUACUGGCAACGCCAACGGUGCUACUGGCAACGGUGCCGGCAACGGCAUUGGCAACCAGGGCAACAGCCAGACCCGCUUCCGCGCCCCCGAGGACAUGACCGUCCAGCAGGCCAGCAAGAAGUGCGGUGACAACAUGCAGCUCUCCUGCUGCAACAAGGAGACCGCUGCCGGUGACACCACCGACAUCCCCGACGGCCCUCUCGCCGACGCCCUCAAGGGUGUCCUCGGCGGUGCUGGCUCCGGCUCCGAGGGUCUCGGUCUGCUCGAGCAGUGCGGCAAGCUCGAUAUCAUCCCGAUCAUCAGCGACCUCAUCAACAAGCACUGCGAUGCCAAGGCUGCUUGCUGCCAGGACAGCGGCUCCAGCGCCGACAACUCCCUCAUCGGCCUCAACCUGCCUUGCAUUGCUCUCACCUCCCUCAUCUAA